Dovyalis caffra is the source of this 894-nucleotide messenger RNA. NCBI's taxonomy places the organism in Eukaryota, Viridiplantae, Streptophyta, Magnoliopsida, Malpighiales, Salicaceae. The record is from the annotation of a GenBank genome assembly.
AUGGAGCAACAGCAGCAGCAACUGCAGAGAAGUGCAUCAGGGAGUCCAAGCCCUAGAUCUCCGUCAUCGCAACCUUAUCUAUCAGUUUCGGUGACUGAUCCUGUCAAAUUAGGGAAUGGCGUUCAGGCUUACAUCUCUUAUCGUGUUAUCACCAAGACAAAUUUACCGGAAUACCAAGGGCACGAGAAGAUUGUGAUUCGGCGUUACAGCGAUUUUGUCUGGUUGCGUGAUCGGCUUUUCGACAAGUACAAAGGUGUAUUUAUUCCUCCUCUUCCAGAAAAGAGUGCUGUAGAGAAGUUCCGGUUUAGUGCUGAAUUUAUUGAGAUGAGGAGACGAGGGCUGGAUAUAUUUGUUAAUAGGAUAGCUUCGCAUCAACAGCUUCAGCAAAGUGAGGAUUUAAGGACCUUUUUGCAGGAAGACGAAGAGGUGAGUGAGAUUGUAUCAUCUGCAAACAACCCCCCUAAGCUGCCCUAUGUCAUUACAAAAUUUGAAGCCUUUCAACUGGAAGUUGAAGCAAGCAAGAAAUCUAUUGAUGAAAGACUUGCAGCAAUAGAGGCAUCAAUCGAAAGGCCUUCGAAAAUUGUUCUAGGUAAGCAACUGGCUAUCACAAUAACUGAUAACUCUUUUCCACAAAAUCAAGGUGCUGUGGCUACUCAUAAUACUCAACCAGCUGCAUUGCCCAUUCAAAGGAGGGAGCAAAUCGAUCCACAAGACACUGCUAGUGAUAUUACAAAGAAAGUAAAGGUUGAUGAUGUUCCUGAUUUCAAAGGAAAGCCAUUUAUUCAACCUGAACAACAAUGUGAAGAACAAUUCCAGCAACCUAAGGGCUAUGAAAUGAAGGUAAAAACAGUACAAAGGGAUGCUGGAAGGUCUGAAGAGAAGUUCAGCAAAUAG